AUGUGCGUGUCGCUAAAACUCAGCCAUCAUCCACCAAAGUGUCCCAAAAACGAGGUAUACUACAACUGCACAGGCGAUUGCAUCCCACGGAAAUGCUCUGAACUCGGCUUCGAACUGCAUUGCAACAAGAAGUGCAAGCGUGGGUGCGUUUGUAAGGACAACUACGUGCGGAACGAUCAUGGCGUUUGCAUCCCAAUUGAGAAGUGCCCAUCAUGUGGUGGCGAUGAAAAUGCCCAACGAGGAUGUGGCAACCAUUGCGGUAGAAGUUGCUCGGACAUUGGUAAACCACCACGUCCUUGCCCACUGUUCUGCAUUUACAAUGGCUGCGACUGCAGGCCCGGAUAUUACUAUGACCCUAAUACAAAGAAAUGCGUCAAGCCUAAAGACUGCACACCCACAUGCCCUGCCAACGAAGAAUAUAAUACUUGCAUCAAUGGCGGCUGCGAUGCACGAAACUGCAGUCAACUUGGCAAGCCGGUGCCCUGUAUAAAAAUAGACCCCAAAUACUGCAUCAAGGGAUGCGUUUGCGUAAAGGGCUACUUGAGGACCAAGAACGGAACUUGUGUGCCAGAGAAGCAAUGCAAUAGUUGUGACGGCGAUCCAAACGCGGUGAAAGGAUGUGGUUACCACUGCGGCAAUACUUGUACCACCUACAAGGGUAAACAUCCAAUCUGUCCCCGUAUACCUUGUAAACCUAAUGGUUGCGAGUGCAAAAAAGGCUUCGUGUUUGACACCAAUCUAAAGAAAUGCGUCUUACCGGAGGAUUGUACAAAAUGCGGGCCAAACGAGGUCUACGACAAAUGUCCCGCCCCCUGCCCGCCCAAGCAGUGCAACAUCAACGAAGCACUCAUCAGAUGCAGGGCGCCGCCCAAACCCGGCGACCCCGAGUGCAAACCCGGAUGCCGGUGUGCUGACAACUAUUACAGGAAUGCUACAGGAUCCUGUGUGCUGAAGAAGCGUUGCGAAAAACCUUUUCCUUGCCCACACAACGAGCACUAUGAUCCUUGUCCUAUGACCUGCCCUCCUCAAGAAUGUGGCGUCAACCCAGCUGUGAUUCUAUGCCUGCCUAAUCCGGUAUAUGGUGAUCCUAGAUGUAAGCCAAGCUGUGUGUGCAAGGACGGUGAACUACGGAAUGAUGCCAGACAAUGUGUCCCCAAAGAUAAAUGCCCCCCGAAAUGCAGUAAAAACGAACACUAUGAGCAAUGCUACUACAGCUGCGGUGGCAACCAGACUUGCGACGACAUUGGGAAGAAGUGGAACUGUCCCGCAAAACUGAAGUGCCAAAGCGGUUGCCGGUGCGACGAGGGAUACUGGAGAGACAAGUACGGGAGGUGCAUACCGAAAAAACAAUGUCCAAAACAAUGUGGUAAAAACGAGCACUGGGACACAUGCUACCUGAACUGCGGCGUUGGUCAGAGUUGCGAUGAUAUCGGGAAGAACUGGACCUGCCCCAAGCGGCCGCAAUGCCAGAUCGGCUGCAGGUGCGAUGUAGGAUACUGGAGGAACAAGAAAGGGAUAUGCAUUCCGGAAAAGGAAUGCCCUAUAAAACGCUGCGGCAAGAACGAAUAUUGGGAGCCUUGUAUCCAGGACUGCAGAAAUCAGUCGUGCAACUUGUUGGGCAAACCGCCGGGGAGCUGCCCUGGUCGGAUAGUAGGACAGUGCAACAGUGGUUGCAGAUGCUUGGCCAAAUACUACAGGGAUUGGACCGGCACUUGUAUUCCAGAGAGCGAAUGUCCCAGAUGUGAACAAAGGAACGAAGACUGGGUGCACUGCAUCCGAGACUGUUCGAAGCAAACUUGCGAAGAGCUGAUCACGGGCAAAGUGAACCAGUGCCCUGAGAAACCAGGAGGCAUAUGCCCCGGCGGUUCGGGGUGCCGAUGCAGGCAGGGUGCAUACAGGAAUGGAUCUAACAUUUGCGUGAUUAAAGAACAGUGCCCCACAGGGAAAUGUCCACCUGGCGAGGUAUGGAACUGGUGUCCGGCUAUCAAAUGCGAUGCGGAUUACUGUGCAAAGAAUAAAGACUCGCCCACAAGAUGCCCGAUCGGGAUAGUCUGUGAUCCGCCGAGAUGCGUGUGCGCAAUAAAUAAAAAGAGAGACAGGAAGACUGGCAAAUGUAUACCAAUAGCUGAUUGUCCACCAUUCCCAUGUCCUCCCAAUGAAGAGUAUAAAGUUUGUCCUCUGCCGUGCCCCGGAGAGACCUGUUCUGACUACAUCACAGGGCCCCGAAGAGGUGAUUGCCCGCCGAACAAACGAAUAUUAAUAUGCAUUCCACAGUGCAGAUGCUGUAAAGGAUAUUCUAGAAACGUUAAAGGAACUUGCAUACCGAGUAAAAACUGUCCUAACGCUUCAGUAACAACUACGGCUCCUCCUACGACUACUACUAGAACUAGCGCUAGUGACAGAGGCUCUGGACUGUCAGGCGUGCUCGAUGGCAUCACAGCGUUUACUGGAAAAAGUCUUUAUGAUCGCAUACAAUCCUCACCUAACGAGAACAUCAUAAUGUCAGCCAUGUCGGUGUUCACUCCGAUAGCCCAACUUUGUAUGUACACGAACGGUCCCGCCUUUGAUCAGUGCAUCAAAAUACUUAACCUGAAGGACAAACAAGAUAUCCGAGAUACCUUUGCCAAUUUCUCCUCCUUAUACGAAGGUGUGACCAGUGUUAACUUUACCACUGCUGCUAAAGUAUAUGCUAACGAUAAGUAUCCGCUGAGCGAUGAUUUCAUAAAAGAUGUCAUUGCCGUCUUCCGCGCCGCUGCACAAAAUCUUGACUUUAGCAAAAACGCUGAAGCGGCAGCUAUAAUGAACUCAUGGGUUGCGAGUCAAACUAACAAUCGUAUUAAGGAUAUAGUUGCACCAGAUAUGAUAAGUCCAUUAACAAGACUUGUACUGGUCAAUGCUAUUUACUUCAAGGGUGAUUGGAAAUACAAAUUUAAUGAAAAUAAUACGAAAGUAGAAGAUUUCUAUUUGAGUGAUGGUUCAACUGGGAAAGUAAAGUUGAUGUUUCAAGAGUUUAAGGAUCUUGAGUACGGAGAAGUUCCUUCCUUGGAUUGCAAGGUGGUUCGAAUACUUUACACCGGCAAAGAGAGCUCCGCGAUCAUCAUUUUGCCAAACAGCAUUAAUGGCACAAUACAUUUGGCAAAAGACCUGCAAGAUACAGCAAAUUGGAAGAAAGUCUUAGACAGCCUCUCUCCUCAAAAAGUGGAACUGUAUUUACCAAAGUUUGUCAUCAGUACAACUACAGACUUGAUGGAAUUGUUACAGAAGGCUGGUAUUACCCAUUGGUUUGAUUGCCGCAACUCUGGUCUAUCGGGAAUUCUGGCCAAACCAGAAGAUAUCUGCAUUUCUGCGGCCAGGCAAAAAGCCUGGUGCGAAUUUAGUGAAGUAGGAACAGAGGCUGCAGCUGCUAACGUAAUUGGCGUUGGUACCACGUCGGUCGGACCACCUCCGCCAUCGACAAAGAUAUUUAGAGCGGAUCACGAAUUUCUCUACUAUGUUUUAGUAAAGGAUAUAGUUACAUUUGAAGGCCGUCUUGCCAAACCAUCAACUGAAUAGGAGCCCCGUUCAAAUUAUAUCUAAGAAAUGGUAAUUUGGAAAAUU
This is a messenger RNA of Cydia amplana, 3597 nucleotides long. RefSeq names its product zonadhesin-like. The coding region runs from base 1 to 3552 and encodes 1183 amino acids. The record is from RefSeq and is a predicted model, not a curated record. NCBI's taxonomy places the organism in Eukaryota, Metazoa, Arthropoda, Insecta, Lepidoptera, Tortricidae. The transcript has 21 exons.